Messenger RNA from Cuscuta europaea, 3042 nucleotides. NCBI's taxonomy places the organism in Eukaryota, Viridiplantae, Streptophyta, Magnoliopsida, Solanales, Convolvulaceae. The record is from the annotation of a GenBank genome assembly.
CCGGCGCCAUCGAUCCGAUUGAAUUGUUCUGCAUACAGCAUAUAUGGUGCAUAUACACACAUAUACAUACAUACAUACAAAGAAGUUUAUAACAUAAUGGGAGGAAGGAGAGGAGUAGGAGGAGAAGGGCCGUCGUGGCCGCCGCUGCCGCCGCUGCCGCCGCUAGACAGGAAAUCGUCGAUAGAGAGUGAACCGCCCACGCUCAGUGGCGACCAAAUCCAAGUCGCUCGGGUACGUUUGACUUAUGUCUUUGAUUUUGAUGGUUUUUUAUAAGGUGCUUGCUAUGGUACGUAACACAAAUAGGAGGGUACCAUACCAAGGAUCAUUUCAUUGGUUCAACUCAAAGUUUUACGUUUUAUUUGCAUUUAAAUUAUUCAAUUGAAAUUUUUUUAUUUGUCCAUACCAUCAAGGUACGAAAGUACUAUAGAAAUUGCCUUUUGAUAAUAUCGUACGUGAGAUCAUUUCUUGUUAUCUAUGUGAUCUGUCAAACGGAGUACUUGUGCGGCUUCUGCCACUCUUGAAUAAGUCCAACAUUAUUUCAUGUUUGAUUACUCACUUCGUCCCAUAAAAUAAGUCUUAUUUUCCUUUUUGGGCCGUCCCAAAAAAUUGUUCCCAUUUUCCUUUUUGGAAAGUUUUGUGUGGCUAACAUUUAUUUACCUUUUUCUUACUCAACCACAAACAUACAUUUCCACUUUAUUCUCACUUUCUUAAACUCCGAUCCAAGUCAAAGUGAGACUAAUUUUCCGGGACGGAGGGAGUACAUUUUAGUACUUUCUUUUAUGGAAAAAAAAUUGUCAUUCUAAAUUUUCUAAAUUUGAAUUUUUUUAUUUCUUUAAUAAUAGAGAUUUUGAUACGUUGAUAAGUAAAAGUUGAGUUGAAUUGUGCAUUCGUAAAUGUGAAAGUUAGAGAUUGACAAGAAAUAAUGGUCAUAUACGGAGUAUAAAAGUGGUGAAGUUAAGGAUAUGAAUUAUGUAAGAAACUGACGACCCUCAGCUAGUAGGAUAAAAAGCAGAAGUAAACCGUCACGGGUAGCACAGUUGGUUCAGUGGUGGGAAAUUUGGACCAAGUGACCAAUGUUAGAAACCCGCAGCGGCCGUGUGGAGGUCACAGAACUUGAAAUAAGGCUGGGCCUCUGGUGCGCACGGGAAAAAGGCCUACCAUCAUUGGACCGAAUGAGUCACUGUGAUUAACAUCCUCCCAAAAAUCCUGUAGGGUCGGGAUAUGGGGCUCCUGAUGUGGAAGAUUACACCUUUUGGACCAAAAAUAGAAGAGGCAGCACUUUGUGUGAUGAACAAUGCAAGUGUGGAAGAAGCUGCAAGAAUUUUCACCGAGGGAUUAGAAGCAGUAGUUAGUUGCGUACAUGAUGAUGAUCGUGGCGGCGAGAAGCGAACAAGAACGUUCAUUCUGGACUAUAGAGAUGACGAUGAACAACAAGGCCACCAAGCUCCAAUUGCACCUGCCCCUCCUUUUAGAGAAAUCGCAACUGCACCUUUCUAAUUUGAUCGUUCUAAUAUGUAGAAAUUAAAGUAGUAACAAAUAGGUAAGAGUAUCCUCAAUGUUACAAUGUGCACGGUGCAUAUGUGGCAUGAGAGGUAACCACAUAAAUAUUAGAAAAUAAAUUAUCUAUUUCCUUAUUUGAAUGAUUUUAUACAAUUUUGAUAAGUUUUUUCCUGCAAUGUCAAUAUCUAGACGGUCUCCUUGACAUUGUGGAUAAAAACUUAUCAAAAUAGUAUAAAAUCAUUCAAAUAAGGAGAAAAAAUUUGUUUUUUAUUUAAAAAUAUUUAUGUGUCUAUCUUUCAUGUCACAUGUACAUCAUGCACGUUGAAGCAUUGGAGAUGGGCUCUAAUGUAAAAAGUUUAUCAUUUGGAUACUCUACCAAAUCGAAGCAGACCAUAACUUGGAACUGAACUGGUCAGUCGAUAUCAAAACUAAAGUAGGACCAGACAAAACUAUAGAUUGUGGAACAAAUUCGCAAAAGAGCCAAUCAGUUCAAUUCAACAAUCAAGCAUCUUCGAUCAGCAAUUUAUUCAAUUUCUUUUAUCGAACUCUUGCAAUGUGACUAUAGAUCUAUACUCCAGGUGCCGAAAACCAUGGGUUAGAAUUCACAAAGCAAGAAAAAAUAAGAGAAAAUCUCAAAUAGGUCUUCGUACUUUAGUCAAUUCCUCAAUAGACCCUCAUACUUCCGAAUCACUCAAUCAAGUCCACGUACUCACCCAAAACACUCAAUUAUGAUUAUUAGCCUGUGCAUAGCCGGUUUACCCGUUAUAAGGUGACCUGGACUCCUAUGUGGCAUUCCAUUACCCGACAACUUAACCUGGUGUGGCUAUCCCAUACUAAAGUCUAACCCUCUCCUAAGCAUCUAACACAAAUCCUUCUCAGUUCUCCCUUGGUAUUCGCCCUCCCCUCCCUACGAUUGUGUGAUUCUACCAGCCUUCACAAGUAUGUCGUCUUCAUCAUCAUCAACGAUUGUAAAAGAAUGAAGUCGUACUAUGGACUACGAGCAUGCUGUUUAUUGUUGGUGUGGAUUGAAAGCUCCUCUAUGUGUUGGACGAGAGAGUGGGAGAACUAUUUAUGACUAUCAAAAAUGGAAGGUUGGGGGAUGCGGUUUUUUCUUAUGUAAGGAAGAAGUAGGAAUAAAAGAAAUUGUCAGGGAUGAAGAGAUGAAAGAACUUGUUAUGGCUGAAGAGAAGAGCGAAAGCGCAGAUGAAUUGAAAAAAUUAGUUGAAGGACUUGUCCUACAGAUUUCACAUGUACAGAGUGAUGUUGCUUGUGUCAAAACUGUGAUUGACAAUGAGGCGAAGGUGAACAAAAAGAGUAGGAAGUUGUAUGGGUUAGCUAUGAUUGUACUUCUUGGUUUAGUGGGGAGUGUGUAUUUGAGGAUGUAAGCUUGGUUUGCAAUGGCAGAAUUCUUUAUGUGUUGGUCAUGUGUACUGUUUAUCAGUCUGUUAGUUAUGUAAUGGCUUUGUACUGGCACAAUGUUGCUUGAAGUAUUCAUUAACAGCUUGGUUGUUAUGGCUUUGUAAUGGCACAACGUAAUGGCAC